Messenger RNA from Meriones unguiculatus (Mongolian gerbil), 4993 nucleotides. It is a transcript of the gene Ttl, whose product is annotated as tubulin tyrosine ligase. The record is from RefSeq and is a predicted model, not a curated record. The coding region runs from base 729 to 1859 and encodes 376 amino acids. Gene Ontology annotation, biological process: protein modification process. The transcript has 7 exons. Lineage: Eukaryota; Metazoa; Chordata; Mammalia; Rodentia; Muridae.
GAUCGGAAGGGAAGCGCAGCUGCACUUGGACACAGGAAGGAACCUCAGAACUCUAGUUUUUAUUUCUUUUGAGAAAGGGCCCCAUGUAGCCCAAGCUGGCCUCGGAUUCACUAAGUAGCCGAGGAUGACCUUGGAUACCGGAUCUUUCUUCCGUCACCUCCUCAGAAGAGAGGCGUGCGGGAUUUUACAGGACCCAGACGGAACCCAGGCCUCGGCGCUGGCUGGGCAAACCUUCUAACAACCGAGCUACACCCCCGCCUGGGUCUUUUGUUUUCAUCCAUCAAAUCUGAUUUUGAACUGGGUGGAAGACCGGGACGGACCGCGGAAAGGGAUGUUUGCGGGCUAGGAUCCGGGGCGCAGCUGGAAUCCUUUCCGUCUGUCCCUCGAGCGCGCUUCCGAGCGCCGAGGCCACACGUGCGCCCCUCGCCGCGCGGCGGCCGGGGCGGACCCUGCCCGGGAAGGAGCUCCCGCCGCAGCGGCCCGCAAACCUGCCCCGGGCGCCGCGCGGAAUCACGGUCGUGGGCGGGGCGCCGGCGGUGGGCGCGGCGUCCGGGUGGCGCUUGCCACUCGGGCGGUGGCGCGGGCGCCCGGAGCGGACGCAGAGGGGAUCCGGAGGCGCGGCCGGGUGUCUGGGCGGGCGGCUGGGGGCUGGGGCUUGGGCAGCGUCCACGGGGGGAGCCCCGCGUCCUGGACCCGCGCGGCGGCUGCGGGGCGCGCUGCCCUUCGCCAUGUACACCUUCGUGGUGCGGGACGAGAAUAGCAGCGUCUACGCCGAGGUCUCCCGGCUGCUGCUGGCCACCGGCCACUGGAAGAGGCUGCGGCGGGACAACCCCCGGUUCAACCUGAUGCUGGGCGAGAGGAACCGGCUGCCCUUCGGGAGACUGGGUCACGAGCCGGGGCUGGUGCAGCUGGUGAAUUACUACAGGGGGGCGGACAAACUGUGCCGCAAAGCUUCUUUAGUGAAGCUCGUCAAGACCAGUCCAGACCUGUCUGAGUCCUGUACGUGGUUCCCAGAGUCCUAUGUGAUCUAUCCAACUAACCUCAAGACACCAGUUGCUCCAGCACAGAAUGGCAUCCAGCUUCCAGUCAGUAACACAAGGACAGACGAGAGAGAAUUCUUCCUGGCUUCUUACAACCGAAAGAAAGAGGACGGGGAAGGCAACGUUUGGAUUGCAAAGUCAUCAGCUGGUGCCAAAGGGGAAGGCAUCCUCAUCUCCUCAGAGGCGGCGGAGCUUCUGGAUUUCAUAGACAACCAGGGCCAGGUGCACGUGAUCCAGAAAUACCUCGAGCGCCCUCUGCUCCUUGAGCCCGGCCACCGCAAGUUUGACAUUCGAAGCUGGGUCCUAGUUGACCAUCAGUUUAACAUCUACCUCUAUAGAGAGGGCGUGCUUCGAACUGCUUCAGAACCAUACCAUGUUGAUAAUUUCCAAGAUAAGACCUGCCAUUUGACCAAUCACUGCAUUCAGAAAGAGUACUCAAAGAACUACGGGAAAUACGAAGAAGGCAAUGAAAUGUUCUUCGAAGAGUUCAGUCGGUACCUAACAAGCGCCCUGAACGUCACCUUAGAAAGUAGCAUUUUGCUGCAAAUCAAACAGAUAAUAAGGAGCUGCCUCAUGAGCGUGGAGCCUGCCAUCAGCACCAAGCACCUUCCUUACCAGAGCUUCCAACUCCUUGGCUUCGACUUCAUGGUGGAUGAGGAGCUGAAGGUCUGGCUCAUUGAGGUCAACGGGGCCCCGGCCUGUGCUCAGAAGCUCUAUGCAGAACUGUGCCAGGGCAUCGUGGACAUAGCCAUAUCCAGUGUCUUCCCACCCCCGGACACGGAGCAGGUGCCACAGCCAGCGGCGUUCAUCAAGCUGUGAAGGACCUGGAGGUACAGAGCCGCCUUGGGAAGUGUAUGGGGUCCUGCUCCAGAGGAACGUCAGAUGACUGGACUGCUCCUUAUCUAGCAUGUUGGGGAACAGAUGUACAGGUAGAGUGUGCGGAGAGAAGGCAGCUGUGGGAGAGCAGUGACGCCGUCUUCAGUGCUGUGGAGACCUUGGGAAGCUGAAGCAAGCGCCAGAGGGAGAACCGAACGCUUCUCUAACGGUCCAGAACUGGGGAUUUGGAUAUGGUGUGAUCUGAUCCCUUGAGCAGUUCCUGGUCUUGGGUGGUACCGGGAGCAGGGCUCCUCCUCCCCAGGGACCUCUGGGUGGUGUAUUCCCACAGACUGAAGCUUUAGUGCCUUAGCUCUGUGCCCAGCGCAGCCUCCCUGGACGCAGACUGGACCUUAGAGCAUUUUGGAGGUCGCCACAUGCUCCCUGCACAUCCCCUCUGUGACACUCUCCCGCUAAACUGUGGGCAAGCAUGCAGCACAGUCCAUGCUGUGCACUGGACUGUCAGUGAAGGUCCCUUGCUUGUCACUUUCCUGGCGGGCUACGGGUGAGUACCUGCCAGGGGUCCUGUGGGCAUUAAACAGUGUAUGCUGCUCACCGCAUGUUUUAGAAACAAAAGCAGCAGGCCUGAAGAAUCUGCAAGCAUCAAAUAAGCAUGAGAGAGAAAGAAGAAAAAAACAUGAUAUUUUAACCUAAUGAGGUGGGUGGGUGGGCGGGGGUCUCUGAAGCAUCAUGAGUCUCAGUUUGCUUUGGUUUAACCAGAAUUCUGAAUGCAGCUUUGCAGUUUCUCUUUCCUUUGCCCCAUACUCUGUAACAGUCCUCUCUGCGAGUCGGGGAAGGGGAAGGAAAUCUCCCAUUCCCCAUCCUCCUCCUCAUAUCAUAGCUCUCCCUGUGUCUGUCCUCCUAGGCUCCAAGGGCCUUCCAAGGGAGCCAGAGGGCCAGGUUCCAUUCCAGAAAGGGGCCUGUCUGCUUAUGCACAUAGGUGACAGGAGCAAUGCCCUCUGAGUGAGGCUGUGUCCUGCACGAGUGAGGAAGAAGUAGUUUGGGAGCUCUGCACAGUUUCUUGUAAGUGUCAACAAGAGUGUACCAUGAGAUGUGUUUUCCGUGUCGUGGAUCCAUUUGUAUUUCAUAGGCUGCUGGGGAGCCAGCUUCCAUGGCGGUGGGAAGAUGCCAUGCAUGUUCGAUGUGAGAGCAUGUAACCAGGCUCUUCUGAAGAGUGUCCUGGAGCCACAGUCUUACACGUGCGCUUCUCCACUCAAGUCUCCUUGGUGUGUUCUGCAGUCAAGUGAAACUCCUACAAAGAGCUGGGAACGCACCUCUCCCUCAGAUGGAGCGAGGUGUGGAGACUUAGGGUGAGGAAAGGAACGGUGAGGUUAUCGAUUAAGUGCGUCAGUGGGUAGAAGAUGGGAAUGUGGAAAGUCCCAACUCCCUGGAAUCUGGAAUUAGAGGGCAAACGGGCCAUGCUUUACGCUGUAUGUGGGUAAUGAAGUCGGCACUAAGAGCAGAGUCAAGCAUUCCAUAUAAAGUCAGUUCUUGGGGCCCAGCACAGCUAUGGGCCAGUGCUGGGGAAUCUCUGGGAAGGCAGGGUGCACACUCACUUAGAGGGUGGAGGGUACUGGGUCCUUGGCUAGUCUAGGUGGGCCAGUAAUGGAGAAAGCAGAGAGGUGCAUGUGUGUUCUUGGGCCCAAAUCACAGGGGCAUUCAAGAGUGUCCAGCUGUUAUGGCGACGGAGCUGGAAAGGCAGAUGUCAGUAAGCCUUUAUGAAUCCUGGCAUGUCUUGUAAUAAACCUAAAUGAAAUCCACAACAUCUGUAUAAGGGAAGUGAGGUGUUACCAAGUGGGAAGGCCUGAGUUCAUUCCUCACAUAGCUUCAGCUAUUUUAUGUGCUUACUUUCCACCACAUAGGAAGGUUGGCUCUGAACCUUUUCGCACCGUUCCGUGCUGUCAUUGGCACAGAUGGUCGUGCCUGGCCCCCAGUCAGUCUUUGUGGUCAGUCGGUGUAAGUGCUGCCCAUCGCUGGGAAGGAGGGGUUGUUUGGAGAUGUGGAUUCCACUCAUGACUCUGUCAUUUGACCUCACGACGUCACACGAGCCAAAUAACCUCCCUGUGCCUUAGUUUCUUAACUCGUGGAGGAGACAUUACCUGACCCAGGGACUACCUUAAGGGGUUUUUGUGAGAACAAAAGAGAAUAAGUAGGAAGACUCAAGGCUCUCAGUGCUGAAUACAAGCUAAACUCUCCCAUGAAGUUCAAAAGAAGUUGAUGGCCCAUUCCACCUGCGGCCAAUAGAAUCAGAACCUCAGGUAACAAUAUGUCUUGAGGUGCCUUGAACCAUUCUUUCGGGAAGCAGGACAAACACAUUAUUAUCUUGGAAGAAUCAAUUAAGGAUUAAGGCUCAAAAAAAAUACUCCUUGAAGCAAGCAAUUCUGUAAGAACAAUCCAAUAUUGAUAUAUAUAUAUUCAUAGCAUAAGUAUUGUCUAAGCAGCUUCUCAGUUUGCUUCUCAUCCAAGUGUCUGGAAAAUCAAACAUGCUUUCACUUACAUAAGCGGUGUAUCAAGUCCUUGAUAGCAAAUGUACAAAAGACACGAAUCUAUAAAUCUAAUAAUACUUAUUAGAGUUAUUCAUUAAUUAUGGGAGAAAAGCCCCUCCCCUUACACUUGACUUCAAUGGCAAUUAUAAAGUCCAUUUGGCCAAGAAUAUUUAAGUGCCUCUGUGUUAUGAAAUAGCGUGGAGCUGGAGCUGGCAUGCACGCCACCUAGCAGUGUGUUUCAGCAGCUCUUUGGGGUGACAGUCACAUGCACAGGACAUUGAGGAGUGCUGGAAAUGGGCUGUGAUCCCUAGGCCAAGCCAGCAUUAGUGAUGCUCUAAAGUGUUUCUAUGAUCAGUGGUGGCUGAGUUCAUGGGUGAGCUCAGUCCUGUGCGGCAGAGUGGGGAUCCAUGGUCCAAAUGACAAGGUGCCAAAGUGGGCUGCAUGUGGCAGGUGGGUCCUGGCCUGAGGAUUCCGUGGCUGAUGUAUGUGCCUCCAAUCCUGGACACAGAACCUGCACCUAAGAGGAAAUGUCUGAAAUAAGGCAACUAUAUGAAUGUUUUAAAUGCCUGGAGCAUUAAAGUGAAGAUAUUUCAA